AUGGACGUACCAGUAGCCGCGAACGUACUAGGUACACUAGGUGCAUUGAUCCCCCAGAUCGUUAUCAACUAUCGCAGACAUAAUGCUACUGGACUCCAGCCAACUAUGAUGAUGCUUUGGGCAUGGGCUGGAGUCCCACUUGGAGUCUAUAACAUUGCAGAAGAAUACAACAUUGCGCUACGGAUCCAGCCUCAGAUCCUUACCAUCCUGAGCCUAGUAACUUGGAUCCAGUGCUACUACUACGAGAAGAGUUGGUCAGUUGUCCGCUCCCUCGCUGUUGUCAUCCCGGUGGCUUGUUUGAUGGGUGGCAUUCAAGCCGGCCUCAUUUUUGCUAUUGAACAUGCGAAGGCAGAGGAUCUUCACUGGCCCAGUGUGCUUAUGGCAGUUGCUUCAGCUACUCUACUUGCUGCUGGUGUCAUGAGACACUACUGGGACAUCUACGUCCAUCGUACUGUCAGAGGUAUCUCCUUCAUAUUCGUAGGCAUCGAUGCCCUUGGCGAUCUCUUCUCCUUGGUGUCAGUCGUCUUUCAGCCAAGGCUUGAUAUUCUGGGCCUGGUUAUCUAUGGCACCGAACUGGUGCUUUGGAUCGGAAUUUUCGUUUGCGGGGCUUACUACAACCUCCCGACUUGGUACGCUGCAAAGAAAAAAGAGGAAAGAAGCAACCCGGGCGUGAGUGAGUCUGAUGGAGGGGCGGUAGUCGCAUCUGGCAUUGCGCUCCACGACCUGCCCUCCAGCACCUCUGUAUUCAGGACGCCGUCAGGUGAAAUUGAAGCUGUUCGACAGCGCAGUGUGGACUCAGUGCGUAGCGCCGGCUUGGAGCACUUGCCGCGAAGAGUAUAA
This is a messenger RNA of Alternaria arborescens, 840 nucleotides long. RefSeq lists its product as hypothetical. The record is from RefSeq and is a predicted model, not a curated record. The transcript is spliced from 3 exons. The coding region runs from base 1 to 840 and encodes 279 amino acids. NCBI's taxonomy places the organism in Eukaryota, Fungi, Ascomycota, Dothideomycetes, Pleosporales, Pleosporaceae.